ACUGCCAUGGCGAACCUGUCCCAGUGCCUGGAUGACUUGCCCCUGGGCUCCCGCUGCCCCGUCGUGCCCCCGGACCUGUACAGUGAGGCCCAGCGCCUGGCACUGGAGCAGCUGCUGUCCGGGGGCCCUGAGGCGCUGCGCGCCUUCCUGCAGCGGGAGCGGGUGCCGGGCUUCCUGUCCGAGCCCGAAGUGGCGGAGAUCCUGAGCUCUGCGGCCGCCGUCCAGUGCGGGGAGGACGAGGUGUCCGCCUCCAUGGAUUGUUCUUCAGUGACUUAUUUCCCGGAGGUGUCAGAUGUGGAGCCCCCGCUGCUGGAGCUCGGCUGGCCGGCCUUCAGCGCUGGCUCCUACCGGGGAGUCACACGGGUGGACGCACACUUCCAGCCCGGCCACGGGGAAACCAUCUACAGCUGCAAAGAAACGGCCAGGUCCCUGAUCAAAGCGGCCAAGGAGGUGAUUGCAGUGGUCAUGGAUUCCUUUACAGACAAUGACAUCUUCCGUGAUAUUCAUGAAGUAUGCCGAAAACGUAGGGUUCCAGCUUACAUCUUGCUGGAUGAGGCACAGCUUCCAGACUUUCUUACAAUGUGUCAGAACCUUGGAGUUUCCAUAGAAAAUGAACCGUUUAUGAGGGUCCGAACAUUAACUGGAAAUAACUAUUACACCAGAUCUGGUGCCAAAAUUGUCGGAAAGGCUCGUGAGAAGUUCCUGCUUGUUGAUGGGUUGAAGGUUGCUACAGGAAGUUACAGUUUCACUUGGAUGGAUGGGAAGCUCAACAGCAGCAAUUUGCUUGUACUAACUGGACAAGUGGUGGAGAAAUUUGACCUCCAAUUUAGGAUCCUCUAUGCUCAGUCCAAACCAGUCAGUAAUAAGCUUGUUUCCAGCAUCCGAAACCGCCCAAUAUUCACUUCCAAGCUGACGUUUAAUCCGAUAGCGCAAAAAAAUCCUUUAUUAAGCAAUCUUCUGCAUCUGGGGUUGGCAAAGGUCUCCAGCACUCCAAAGAGAAAUAAUAUAGAAGCUAAACCAAGGUGGGAGAGAAACUGUGAUCUGUCUACGAAUGUGAGGGCUUUUGAAGAUGAUUUGAUGCAGAAUUGUGACAUCAUCUCUGGCCUUAAAGAAACUGAAUGUGUAGCCACUCAGACAGAGCCAUGGCUUGAUUGGAAGACUGUGAAAGCAGUGGAUGCAGCCACUCAAACAAAUGUCUCUACCUCAACUGCUGGAACACAAACUUCUGUGGUGGCAAGGGUGGCUUCUACCCAAACUAUGGUCUCCUCAAGGUCUAUAACUACUCAGACAGCUAGUGUCCCAGAGUCAUCCUCUGCUGGUUAUAGUCAAACCACAUCCAGCUCUUCUAAGUCAAGGUUGUCAUCCUCUUCUUUCACAUCCUUGUCCUCCUCAUCUUCUGCAUCCACCACCAGCACUGGCUCCAGUAUCUCCAUUCGCUCCUCUGACAAUAUAGGCAAUGGACGAAAUUUUUCAGAAUAUCCAGUGCGGGACUCUUUCAAGAAACUUACAAAGGAACGUCAAUAUCAUUACACUUCUAUAAGGUCUAAACUAGACCACAUGGUAUCCAUACUUUCUAGGAGAAGCCGCUUAGGCAACACAUUCCUCAGUUGUGAAACGCCUAGUUAUGGCUUGCAAAGAAGUGCUAUGCACAGCAGUUUGUUCAACCUCCGAGAUGGUGCUCGCUUUGCUCACAAUAUGUGAUAGACCUUCUUCCUUUUGGCUUGAUUCAAGUGGCUGUGAUGUUGGGCACAGUUUAUUGUGUUAGCGGUGAAAAUCCUGACCUUGCAUCAUUGUAGAUCCCUAUGAUGUUGUUAGGGUUAAUAGAGUCACAGUCCAACUGUAAUUGGGAGCUGAAAUAUAUCCUGGACUGAUGAUCCUUGCGCUUACCACUUUUUAAAUAUCUGCUGUACGUUUGUCACUUUAGGCCUAUGCCACUAGUUAGUGACUAAAAGCUGAGGUAAUGCUCAGAACGUGUAACACUAUUGCCUCUUGCCCCUGUUCAUGAUGUCUGCAGUGUUACUAAAGAACUUUAUACAAGUGACAUCCUCUCAUGUCACCAUGUAUCCAGAUAUGUACUCCAAGUUGCGUAUUUUAUGGAGAAUGACAUGGACCAAUGUUAAGGUAUUUGCCGUUCUUGCCUCCAGCCAUGGAUGGUUGAUACUUAGCAUCUACAUCUCUAGGAGGCCAUCACACAUGAGGAUCUCAAUCUCCUGGGGCACAAUGUGGGAUAGAUUUGGACUUUUACCAAUUCCAGAAUGCAGUUUUCAUCGGUUAUUUAACUUCACCACACCUGUCAUGAUUCUUUUGUAACGUGUAUGCGUUUUUUUUUGUUUGUUUUUCUCCCUCUUACUUUACUGCUAGAUGAAUGCUUCUAGGGCUGAGUUGUACAAUUCCAUGGUCUUUCAAUAGGUUAAACAAGCAGCCCGAGAGGGAGCUUUGUGUUGUUACGGAUAUCUGAUACUUCCCAAGGAAGUUUGUAAGAGCCAUCUAGCUCUAUGGAGCCAUCAUUUAUGGUAACUCUUUGUGCUGAAGGUUGGAGGUGGUCUGCUUGUACUUGAAACUAAAGUAUGGAUAAAAUACAAACACCUAUUCUAAGGCUGCUUUCACACUCAGGUUUGGUGCGGAUCUGCACAGAUGGAUCCGUUCAGAUAAUGCAUCCGUUUGUAUUAUCUUUAACAUA
This is a messenger RNA of Bufo gargarizans (Asiatic toad), 2680 nucleotides long. It is a transcript of the gene SACK1D, whose product is annotated as family with sequence similarity 83 member D. The record is from RefSeq and is a predicted model, not a curated record. Gene Ontology annotation, cellular component: cytosol; mitotic spindle pole. Gene Ontology annotation, biological process: protein localization to mitotic spindle; regulation of ERK1 and ERK2 cascade; regulation of TOR signaling. The transcript is spliced from 4 exons. Bases 7 to 1701 code for a protein of 564 amino acids. NCBI's taxonomy places the organism in Eukaryota, Metazoa, Chordata, Amphibia, Anura, Bufonidae.